Messenger RNA from Empidonax traillii (willow flycatcher), 2739 nucleotides. It is a transcript of the gene CCDC138, whose product is annotated as coiled-coil domain containing 138. The transcript is spliced from 15 exons. Lineage: Eukaryota; Metazoa; Chordata; Aves; Passeriformes; Tyrannidae. The coding region runs from base 99 to 1961 and encodes 620 amino acids. The record is from RefSeq and is a predicted model, not a curated record.
UACAAACGGGGGACCCGCGGGGACCCGCGGGGGAUUGCCUCUUGGGAGCACUGCAUACCAAAUGUAAAAGUGGAAGCUCCCUAGUAUACAAAGGUGUCAUGGACAGCUCACUGGAAAACACAGCUAUUUCUUUGUCAAAUUGUUCUUUAGGGUCAGAAUUUACUGCAACUGGAAGAGAGAACAGCAUCAGAUCUAAUUUCCUGAAAAGUUUUAAAGACUGGGAUUGGUAUCUUGAUGAUGAGCAAGAUUCUUUUUGUGAUUCAAAUGGUCUAGAAAUAGAAGAAAAGUCCAUUAUUUGCUCUGAAACUGAUGCAAUUCAAAAUCCAGCUAUAUACAUGGAAACAGGCCAUACCUUACCAUCUCAUUUGGCUGCAAAUACACAAGAAAAUAGUGACCAAAAUAUUGUCAGUAGUUUGUUAAAGAAAAUUAUGAGGGGAACUGAUGCUCAGGCAUGCAAUAGCCAAGGCUUAAUACCACCUCACAUCGGUCAAAUUUAUGAUGAAUUAUUUAUAAUACAUCAGAAACUUCAGAGAGAAAGUUCAGCACAGCAGGAGUAUGCUCUGCAACUCCAGAAACGAGAGCGUUGUCUAACAGAACGAGAAGCAUUGCUUUUUAAACAUGAAGCAGCUUUGGCUAAAAUAAGAGGUGUUGAGAAAGAAGUUCACACAAAAUUUGGAGCUAUAAAAGAGCGGCAUGAGGCAGAAGUUAAACAGCUAACAGAAGCCUUGAGAGAAAUAACUAAAGAAAAUAGGAGGCUGAAGUCAUCAUUUGACACCUUGAAGGAAAUGAAUGACUCUUUGAGGAAACAGUUAAGUGAUGUAACUGAACUAAACAAGAAGUUGGAAGGUCAAGCACGAAAAGUACAAGCACGUUUAGAAAACCUGCAGAGGAAGCAUGAAUUUUCAGUCGUACGGAAGUCUGACAAUAUACGUCAAGUGAUGCAACAAAGCAAACCUGUGAAACAGGAAAAAGUGAUGGGAACAUCAAAAAUAGCUAAGCUACCAUUGCAUUCACAAGUUUAUGAGCUCUUAACUUUUCUUAUGGAUUGGAUCUCAGACGAGCAUCUUAGCAAAAUUAAAACACAAGAAGAAAGAGAGGACAGUCAUGAACUUGUGGUUACCCAGAGCUCAAAUAAACCCUCUACUCGGCAAAAGUGUAUGAAGCUUUUGCCUAUAGCUACUGAGCAACUCCAGUGGAUGCCAUAUGUGAAUUCUAAACUGCACAUGCCUGUAAUUAAAUUUAUUUACUGGUCUAUAAGACAGCUGGACACUGAUACACAGCAUGCAACAAUGAGAUCAACAAUGAGGAGACUGGGCGAAGAUAUUUUCAAAGGCAUCGUGAGCAAGGGAAGCCCACAUGGUUCUUCUGAACAGUCUGUAGAGAGUAAAUCAAAAUCAGCAGCUUUCUUUAAGAGUUCCUGUAUGCCUCUGAGAUUUCUGUCAACUUUAAUUGUGCUCAAAACAGUGACACAAGUGGAUUACCUGGCUCAGGCAUUUGAUUCCCUUCGCAUAGACUUGAAGACAGAUGAAGGGAAGGCCUUAUUUUUGGAAUACCAGUGUGUGCCUGUUGUAUUAAGUCACUUAAAAGUAUCCAGUAGAGGUCUGCUUUCCAGUGCUCUUGAUGGAUUACUUCAGAUGACCAUGGAAUCUGGUUUUUUACAGCCUUUCCUGGAAGCGUGCAGUAAUGAAUCCUUCUUCCGCACUUGUUCUGUAUUGCUUCGAAGUUCUAAGCUAGAUGUUCCAGUUUUGGAAAAGCUCUGUGUUAUCCUGCAAAAACUCUCCAGAAUAAAAAGCAAUAAGAAGAUGUUUGAAUUGUUUGCUCUUCACCAAAUGAUUCAAGAGUUGCAUAGGACUACAAAUCCAGAUCACACCUUCCUCUAUAUAAACCUCAAUUCAAUUCUGCUGAAUUUGGGAUUGUUGAGGGGUAACUCUCUUGCCUCCAGUCUAAGCACAAGUCAAUAGCACUAUCUUUCAAUCUAAUUAUUGUUCUGUAUAAUUUAUGCAACUGCCUAUGUUACUUGAAAUUUGACAUUUUUUUAAUACUGAUUUUUAUAAAUAAAGCAGAACCUCAGUACUGUAUAAUUCACUGUGUAUUGUGUGGAUUCUCAUUGAUAAAAAAGAUUCUCAUUUAUAAAAAGGAAAAUGAAAAAUUAUGUAAUAUGCUAAGUGACUUUCUUUAGUACUUUUUAAGAAAGUGAAAUAAUGCUGCUGUUCUGAAUGACUCAUGCAAUCUAAGGAAUUGGAUCCUUUGAGUAAGCAGAUCAGAAAUGCCAACUUUUCCUUACAGUUAUGAGUCUUAGUUACCUUUGACUCUUCAGAGAAUUUUAUAAAUUACUUUAUUUAUUUUAGGGUUGGUAAGAAACAGACAGGUAUCUUAUGAAAUUAUCUUUUGAGAUAAUUAGAGUUUUAAUGAUUAAAACUGGAUUUUGAUUUAGCAUAACUAGAUGUAUUGAAUGAGAAAUUUUGUUGGUUUCAUUUCAGAAUAUCUUAGUGUUUGUAUGGUUUGUUCCUGUAUUGAAAUAACAUUUAGUAUUUUAUCCUGCUUUGUAUAAAUUUCUAGUGCAACUUUGGAUUGUAAUGUCUCUGCAAAUGUAACUAAAAGCAUUUCUUAAAAUGCUGGCAAUAGUAAUCCCUAGUGUAAAAUUACUGUAUUUUAUUGUUUCUGCUAUGUUUUGUAUUAAUUUGCAAUACAGUCCUUGUAGUACCCACAUUUCUUUUCUGAGUAUGGGUGUAGUUUUUG